Triticum aestivum (bread wheat) is the source of this 1407-nucleotide messenger RNA. RefSeq lists its product as uncharacterized. The coding region runs from base 145 to 699 and encodes 184 amino acids. The transcript is spliced from 6 exons. NCBI's taxonomy places the organism in Eukaryota, Viridiplantae, Streptophyta, Magnoliopsida, Poales, Poaceae. The record is from RefSeq and is a predicted model, not a curated record.
UGUGCCGCAUCCACCACAAGCUGCCACCACCGACCUUAUUGUGAUAUUGUCACACAUUUCUGCAAAACUUCAGACAAGGAACUUCAUAGGUACUAUUAUCUUAUUCAUGCCACUCCAAGAAUUAUUCGCAUUUCUGGGGUUGCCAUGCGUCAGCAGCUAAUUGGGACUCAGAAUCUUGAUCAUGAGCUGGCCUCAAUCAUUUUCAGAAGAUAUUCUCAGUCUGACCAGGAAGCUAAUAGUGAGUGCCCAUGCCUAAAUUGGAGGCACAACAUGGAACCUGAUUUUGCGACAUUUGUGCUGGCCAACCAUGAAUAUCUGAACAAUAUUUCGAUUCAGAACCAACUCGGCGGCAAGGACUUCCCUUAUGAUAUAAUCUCCUCCCAGAUGUUUUUCAUACCAGUACCUCUAGAGGAUGGAUGGGUCGUACUGAUGUGGGACAUGAUGUCAAGGAAGCCGCACAUCCUGGACCUGAUGAUCAGAGGCGAUGGUCCAACUGAACCAACAAAGGAUAAGCUCGAAUUGAUAGCUUGGAAGCUACAUCAUGCACUAUUCCAUUGUCUGAACGAGUACUAUGCUGGCUGGCUGGCCUACGCAAGACGGAGAGUGGGAGGCCCACUACGCACUUGUUGCAAUGAAACAUUUGUCAGGGACGAAACAGGGGGAUGUGUACUCCACAUUGGACGAACGACACCAAGCUGAAGAUUCCUCUCACCAAGGCACUUAUACAAAACGCCUUGGAAUGGAGGCAGCAUUGAAGGUGUUUCUUCAGAACGCCUCGGAUUGGGGGUAGCUUUGGAGGCACUUUUCAGAAAAGCCUCAGAUUGAUGAGGAUUUGAGGCGUUUCUUCAAGAGGCGUGGGCGGUCCUGGGUCCUGAACUUUCUUGUUGUUGCGCUUACUGUUGAGUGCAGACGAUUUUAAAAAUGCCUCAAACUGGAGUGACCAUGGCGUUCUUGAAAAGUGCCGACGUACGUCUAUGCCGUCGUGAUAGUCCUUGGCGCUUUUUACAAAUGCCUUGAUAGACUUUUGGAGGCAAUUUUUAGAGCUUUCAAAGGCAUUUUUAAUGCCUCCUAAUUGCUACCGUGUUGUAGGAGGCAUUUUUAGAGCUUUCAAAGGCAUGUUUAAUGCCUCCUAAUUGCUAACCGUGUUGUAGUGAAUGUUGGCAAAACUAAAAGACAAGCACUUCAUGACUGCCUCAAACUACAAGGAAAUGCCUCUAAAUUGGCUCAUGAAGCUCUCUGGUCGGUUCUAGCUCCAACAGAUUCUUGGUUCGGCUCAAUCCAGUCUGGUUAGGACCAGCAAACCCCUCCAUUUGGAGCGUACUAGCGCAACACCUCCUUCUCGUUCAACUCAAAUUGCUAUGCUUCAUAUUGUAUUUUCAGAUUAUAUUCUGUACUGUUUGCUAUUUC